AUGAGGGAAGAUGUGCAGGAGUAUGUUGAGGCCUACGAGACAUGUGCGCAAGCCAGGAUCCCCACUCAGUUACUUGAGGAAAAAGCUGUGAAGUUCCUGAAAGAUGAGCUGAACAAGUUCAAGAGGAAUCUGAGUCAGGAUUACCCAGCAUGCUUUGAGCCUCAGGAUGACAAUGACCUGGACAGUGAAGCUGAGAUCCAGAAGAUGUGUGGCAGAGAGGGGGCUCUGAAGAUCACACUGUACAUUCUGAGGACCAUGAACCAGAAGGACCUCGCAGCCACACUGGAGAAGGAUGAUCUUCUCAUGAAAAAUCAACACAAAUACAGAUGUAACCUGAAGAAGAAAUUUGAGUGUGUGUUUGAAGGGAAAGCAAAGCAAGGCAAUCCAGUCCUGCUCAGUAAGAUUUACACAGAGCUCUACAUCACUAAAGGUGGAACUGGAGGGAUCAAUGACGAACAUGAAGUGAGACUUAUUGAAACAGCCACCAAGAGUCCAGCAAUACAAGACACUGCGAUUCAAUGCAGUGACAUUUUUAAACCCUUACCUGGAGAAAUGACAUCUAUCAGGACUGUGCUGACAAAGGGGGUUGCAGGCAUUGGAAAAACUGUGUCUGUGCACAAAUUUAUUCUUGACUGGGCAGAAGGAAAAGCAAAUAAAGAUAUUCAUUUCAUAUUUGCUUUUCCUUUCCGGGACCUAAACCUGAUGAAGGGUAAAGAUUACAGUCUGAUGGACCUUAUUCACCACUUUGUCCCAGAGCUGAAAGAGUUUGGAUCAUCUGAGCUGGAAAGGUGUAAAAUCUUGUUCAUCUUCGAUGGUCUGGAUGAGAGUCGACUUCCUCUAGAUUUCCAGAACAAUCAGAGCUGGUUUGACGUAACAAAGACAACAUCUUUGGAUGUGUUGUUGACCAACCCAAUUAAGGGGAAUCUGCUUCCCUCUGCUCUCAUCUGGAUAACCUCCAGACCAGCAGCAGCAGGUCAGGUCCCUCCUGAGUGUGUCCACCAGGUGACAGAGAUACGAGGGUUCAAUGACCCUCAGAAGGAGGAGUACUUCAGGAAGAGGUUCAGUGAUCAGGACCUGGCCAACAGGAUCAUCACACAUGUGAAGUCAACAAGGAGUCUCUACAUCAUGUGUCAUAUUCCUGUCUUCUGUUGGAUUUCAGCCACUGUUCUUGAGAAGCUGUUUGAUAAUGACGACAGUGAAGAAAUUCCCAAGACUCUGACUCAGAUGUACACACACUUCCUUAUCUUUCAGUCAAGUUUAAAGAAGGAGAAGUAUCAGAAGAACCAAGAAAAUGAGCUUUAUACAAUUUUAAAUUCAGACAGAGAAUUCCUUCUUAAACUGGGGGAACUGGCUUUUAGGAACCUUGAGACAGGAAAUCUCAUAUUUUAUGAUGAAGAUCUGAACAAGUAUGGCAUUGAUGUCAGUGAAGCUUCAGUGUACUCUGGAGUGUGUACGGAAAUCUUCAAAGAGGAGUGCGGGUUAUACCAGAGGAAGGUUUACUGCUUUGUGCAUCUGAGUGUUCAGGAGUAUCUUGCUGCUUUAUAUACAUUAUUACACAAGGAAUACAGUUUUAUUACUUGUGUACCCCUUCUCAAGGGAAAUUGGUCCCACUUUCUCAAUGGUGCAGUUGAUCAGGCCUUACAGAGCAAGAAUGGACACUUGGACCUCUACCUCCGCUUCCUUCUUGGCCUUUCAGUGGCUUCCAAUCAGAAUCUCUUACAAAGGCUACUGACAGAGAGAAGGAGCAGAUCAUUUGACAUUGAAAAAUCAGUCCAGUACAUCAAGGAGAAGAUCAGGGAGAAUCUGUCUCCAGCGAGAACCAUCAAUCUGUUCCACUGUCUUAAUGAACUCAAUGACAAUUCUUUAGUGGAGGAAGUCCAAGGUUACCUGAGCUCAGGAAAUCUUUCAGCCAAAGACCUCUCACCUUCACAAUGUUCAGCUCUGACCUUUGUGUUACUGAUGUCAGACAAGGAGCUGGACAUGUUUGACCUGAAGAAAUACAUCAGAUCAGAGGAAGGUCUUCUGAGGCUGCUGCCAGCAGUAAAGGUCUCCAAAACAGCUCUAUAAGUACUCUGGCUGAACCAGUGCGGACUGACAGAGAGAUGCUGUGAAGCUCUGGCCUCAGUUCUCACCUCAAACUUCUGUUCACACCUGAGAGAGUUAGACCUGAGUGACAAUGACCUGCAGGAUUCAGGAGUGAAGAUACUCUCUGCUGGACUGGGGAACAAACACUGUAAACUGGAGAUACUGAGACUAUCAGUGUGUCGAGUCACAGAGAGAGGCUGUGAUUCUCUCACUUCAGCUCUGCAUUCAAAUCCCUGUUCACACCUGAGAGAACUGGAUCUGAGCUACAAUCACCCAGGAGACUCAGGAGUGAAGCUGCUUUCUGAUCUACUAGAGGAUCCACACUGUAAACUGGAGACACUGCAGCUGAACCAGUGUGGACUGACAGAGAGAUGCUGUGAAGCUCUGGCCUCAGUUCUCACCUCAAACUCCUGUUCACACCUGAGAGAGUUAGACCUGAGUGACAAUGACCUGCAGGAUUCAGGAGUGAAGAAACUCUCUGCUGGACUGGGGAACAAACACUGUAAACUGGAGAUACUGAGAUUGAACCAGUGCAGACUGACAGAGAGAUGCUGUAAAGCUCUGGUCUCAGUUCUCACCUCAAACUCCUAUUCACACCUGAGAGACAAUGACCUGCAGGAUUCAGGAGUGAAGAAACUCUCUGCUGGACUGGAGAACAAACAGUGUAAACUGGAGAUACUGAGAUUGUCUGGCUGUUGUGUUACAGAGAAAGGCUGUGCUUCUCUGGCUUCAGCUCUGUGUUCAAACCCCUGCUCACACCUGAGAGAACUGGAUCUGAGCUACAAUCACCCAGGAGUGAAGCUGCUCUCUGAUCUGCUGGAGGAUCCACACUGUAAACUGGAGAUACUGCAUGUGGACCAUGGUGGACAGUGCAGGAACCGACCAGGACCAAGAAAAUACUCUUGCCAACUCACACUGGACCCCAACAUAGCAAACACACACCUGUAUCUGUCUGAGGACAACAGGAAAGUGACAUGGAGUGAAAAAGAGCAGAAACAUCCUGAUCAUCCAGACAGAUUUGACUGGUGGUACCAAGUUGUGUGUGUAGAGAGUGUGUCUGGUCGCUGUUACUGGGAAGUUCAGUGGACUGGAAAUAGGGCUGAAGUAGGAGUGACUUAUAAAGGAAUCGGGAGGAAAGGAAACAGUGUUGUCUGUCAGCUUGGAUACAAUAACAAGUCCUGGGCUGUGUUCUGUACUGAUAAGUUUUACUUUGUGAGACACAAUAAGAAACACACUGCCAUAGCUGUACCCCCGUCCCACAGAGUAGGACUGUAUGUGGACUGUGUCUCCGGCACUCUGUCCUUCUACAGCAUCUCCUCUGGUGAACUGACCCUCCUCUAGAGGUCCACCGCCACAUUCACUGAGUCCCUCUAUCCUGCAUUUUGGAUUGGCAGGAGAUCUUCAUUGUCGCUGUGUGCUCUGGAAUAG
Molecule: messenger RNA, 3513 nt
Organism: Scleropages formosus (Asian bonytongue)
Lineage: Eukaryota; Metazoa; Chordata; Actinopteri; Osteoglossiformes; Osteoglossidae
Product: NACHT, LRR and PYD domains-containing protein 3-like
Exons: 10
Molecular function (GO): protein binding
Source: RefSeq, a predicted model, not a curated record